This is a messenger RNA of Talaromyces amestolkiae, 6792 nucleotides long. RefSeq lists its product as uncharacterized. Gene Ontology annotation, biological process: L-citrulline biosynthetic process; L-glutamine metabolic process; UTP biosynthetic process. The record is from RefSeq and is a predicted model, not a curated record. NCBI's taxonomy places the organism in Eukaryota, Fungi, Ascomycota, Eurotiomycetes, Eurotiales, Trichocomaceae. The transcript has 3 exons. Bases 1 to 6792 code for a protein of 2263 amino acids. Gene Ontology annotation, cellular component: cytoplasm; cytosol. Gene Ontology annotation, molecular function: aspartate carbamoyltransferase activity; dihydroorotase activity; carbamoyl-phosphate synthase (glutamine-hydrolyzing) activity.
AUGUCGCAGCACGAGGCCACCUCGCCCCGCGCUGCUCGCGUGAGCGACAAUGCAGCUCCCUCUAGCCCUACAAGCGGAGGUGUUGCCUCAUACCAGUCGGCCAACAGCUUGCAGCCGCUGCCUGCUAUGCCUACAGCUAGCAUCGGCGCCUUCAUUCCUGCCGCAACCUCCCCCAUCGUGGGCAACUCCGAAAAGAAGAUGGCUCUGGAGCUUGAAGACGGCACUGUCUAUCAAGGAUACAGCUUCGGUGCCGAGAAGAGUGUUGCCGGUGAAUUAGUCUUCCAAACCGGAAUGGUGGGCUAUCCCGAGUCCGUCACUGACCCAUCCUAUCGGGGACAGAUCCUCGUGAUCACCUUCCCCUUGGUGGGCAACUACGGUGUGCCUUCACGGGAGACAAUGGAUGAAGUGUUGAAAGAGCUUCCCAAGCACUUCGAGUCUUCGCAAAUUCACAUUGCGGCCUUAGUCGUAGCUAGCUAUUGCGGCGAAGACUACUCCCACUUCUUAGCUCAGUCUUCCCUCGGUCAAUGGCUCAAGGAACAGAAUGUCCCUGCUGUCUAUGGUGUCGAUACCCGAUCCUUGACCAAGCGAAUCCGAGAGGAGGGUAGCAUGCUCGGUCGUCUGUUACUCGAGUCUUCUCAAGUUCCCAAUGGCACUGAAAUCACCUCCUCAGCCGAGUGGAAACAGCAUUUUGAGCAAAUCGAGUGGGUUGACCCCAACAAGAAGAAUCUCGUUGCUGAAGUGUCCAUCCGAGAGCCCCGACUCUUUACUCCUCCAGAAGCCGUUGCGUUGAAACAUCCCUCCGGUCGUCCAGUCCGUGUCUUGUGCUUGGAUGUCGGUAUGAAAUACAACCAACUUCGAUGCCUAUUGUCACGUGGCGUUGAAGUCUUGGUCAUCCCUUGGGAUUACGAUUUCCACACCCUCGCUGGAAACGAAUAUGACGGUCUCUUCCUCUCCAACGGUCCCGGUGACCCAGCCACGAUCGCCGCUGCUGUGCAGAAUAUUGCCAAGACUGUGCAAGAGGGCAAAAUUCCUAUCUUCGGUAUCUGUUUAGGACACCAACUGCUCGCCCGGGCUGUCGGAGCCAACACUAUCAAGAUGAAGUUUGGUAACCGAGGCCACAAUAUCCCUUGUACCAGCAUGAUCUCUGGAAAGUGCCACAUCACUUCCCAGAAUCACGGAUUCGCGGUUGAUGCAACCACCCUUCCAGAGGGCUGGGAAGAACUCUUCGUCAACGCCAAUGACGGCAGUAACGAAGGUAUCCGCCAUGUUAGCCGUCCUUAUUUCAGUGUUCAAUUCCACCCUGAAAGUACACCUGGUCCUCGUGAUACAGAAUACCUUUUUGAUGUCUUCAUCAACACGAUCAAGUCUGUUAUGGCUUCAUCUGAAGCUUUGACCAAACCCGUUUCUUUCCCCGGUGGAACCAUUGAAGAAAACACACAGAAGGCGCCGCGCGUAUCCGUCAAAAAAGUCCUCGUCUUGGGCAGUGGUGGUUUGAGUAUCGGUCAGGCUGGUGAAUUCGACUACUCUGGUAGUCAAGCCAUCAAGGCGUUGAAACAAGAAGGAAUCUACACCAUUCUUAUCAACCCCAACAUCGCCACAAUUCAGACUUCAAAGGGUCUUGCCGACAAAGUCUAUUUCCUUCCUGUGAAUGCCGACUUUGUGCGCAAGGUCAUCAAGCACGAGCGACCAGAUGCCAUCUACGUCACAUUCGGUGGUCAAACGGCCUUGCAGGUCGGUAUUCAAUUGAAAGACGAGUUCGAAGCACUCGGCGUAAAAGUGCUCGGAACACCUAUUGAAACUAUCAUCACCACAGAAGACCGAGAGUUGUUCGCACGAAGCAUGGAAUCAAUUGGCGAGAAGUGCGCCAAGUCUGCUUCUGCCUCCAACAUUGAUGAGGCCAUGCGAGUCGUUCAGGACAUUGGUUUCCCUGUCAUUGUCCGCGCGGCGUACGCUCUUGGUGGUCUUGGUAGCGGUUUCGCCGAUGAUCCUAAGCAGUUACGAGAGCUUUGUACCAAGGCUUUUGCCGCCAGUCCCCAAGUUCUCAUUGAGCGAAGCAUGAAAGGCUGGAAGGAAAUCGAAUACGAAGUCGUCCGAGACGCUCAAGACAACUGUAUCACUGUCUGUAACAUGGAGAACUUUGAUCCUCUUGGCAUUCACACUGGCGACUCCAUAGUCGUUGCUCCUUCUCAAACCCUCUCGGAUGAGGACUAUAACAUGUUGCGAACGACUGCCGUCAAUGUCAUCCGUCACUUGGGAGUUGUCGGUGAAUGUAACAUUCAAUAUGCCCUCAACCCAUUCUCCAAAGAGUACUGCAUCAUUGAAGUGAACGCGCGUCUAUCGCGUUCUUCCGCUCUUGCUUCCAAGGCAACCGGUUAUCCUCUUGCCUUUAUUGCAGCCAAGCUUGGUCUCGGAAUCCCAUUGAAUGAGAUUAAAAACUCAGUCACCAAGGUCACCUGUGCCUGCUUUGAGCCCUCGCUCGAUUACGUUGUUGUCAAGAUUCCUCGCUGGGAUUUGAAGAAGUUUACUCGUGUUUCUAACCAGCUCGGUUCAUCCAUGAAGAGUGUGGGCGAAGUCAUGAGCAUUGGUCGGACUUUCGAGGAAGCUAUUCAAAAGGCCAUUCGCUCCGUCGACUACCACAACUUGGGAUUCAAUGAAACCAAUGCGUUGAUGUCGAUCGACACCGAGCUCCAGACGCCUUCUGAUCAACGUCUUUUCGCCAUCGCCAACGCCAUGCAUAGCGGUUACUCUGUUGAUGACAUUUGGAAGUUGACUCGUAUUGACAAGUGGUUCUUGCGCAAACUUAAGGGUCUCAGUGACUUUGGCAAACAUCUUUCCGCCAAGUACAAUGCUACCAAUGUUCCUGUCAAUCUCAUUCGCCAGGCCAAGCAACUUGGUUUCGCUGAUCGUCAGCUUGCCAAGUUCUUGAGCUCUAACGAAUUGGCCAUUAGGCGUAUGCGUGUGGAGGCCGGUAUCAUUCCAGUUGUGAAACAAAUCGACACCGUCGCCGCAGAGUUCCCAGCCUACACCAACUACCUCUAUCUGACUUAUAAUGGCUCGGAGCAUGACAUUUCUUUCAAUGACCAUGGUGUCAUGGUUCUUGGAUCCGGUGUUUACCGAAUCGGUUCUUCCGUGGAAUUCGAUUGGUGCUCAGUCAGGACCAUCCGUACACUCCGUGAACAAGGCCAUAAGACAGUCAUGGUUAACUACAACCCAGAAACCGUCAGCACUGACUACGACGAGGCCGACAGGCUCUACUUCGAGAACAUCAAUCUCGAGACUGUUUUGGAUAUUUACCAGCUCGAGUCAUCCAGCGGUGUUAUCAUGUCCAUGGGUGGGCAGACUCCCAACAACAUCGCGUUGCCAUUGCACCGUCUCAAUGUCAAGAUCUUGGGAACCUCUCCUGAGAUGAUUGAUAGCGCCGAAAAUCGAUACAAAUUCUCCCGAAUGCUCGACCGCAUUGGAGUGGACCAGCCCGCUUGGAAGGAGCUGACCAGUAUCGAAGAGGCCACUGCUUUCUGUGACAAAGUUAAAUACCCAGUGCUCGUUCGACCUUCUUACGUUCUUUCAGGAGCUGCUAUGAACACUGUCUACUCCCAGGACGAUUUGGCAACCUAUCUGCAACAGGCAGCAGACGUUUCACGUGAGCAUCCAGUUGUCAUUACCAAGUACAUCGAAAAUGCCAAGGAAAUCGAAAUGGACGCAGUUGCCCGCAAUGGUGUCAUGGUCGGCCACUUUAUCUCUGAGCACGUCGAGAACGCCGGUGUUCACUCUGGUGAUGCCACUCUUAUCCUACCUCCUCAGGAUUUGGAUCCCGAGACUGUCAGGCGUAUCGAGGAUGCUACACGAAAGAUCGGAAAUGCGCUCAACGUCACUGGUCCUUACAACAUCCAGUUCAUUGCUAAAGACAAUGAUAUCAAGGUCAUUGAAUGCAACGUUCGUGCUUCUCGUUCAUUCCCAUUCGUUUCCAAGGUUAUGGGCGUCGACUUGAUUGAAAUGGCAACCAAAGCCAUGUUGGGUAUACCAUUCCAGGAGUAUCCCCGUGUCAGUAUUCCUAAAGACUACGUCGGUGUCAAGGUGCCACAAUUCUCCUUCUCCCGUCUCUCCGGUGCAGACCCUGUUCUAGGUGUUGAGAUGGCUUCUACUGGUGAAGUCGCCUCUUUCGGUCGUAACCGAGCUGAAGCUUAUCUCAAAGCUUUGAUCUCCACUGGCUUCCGUCUCCCCAAGAAGAACAUCUUGCUCUCUAUCGGUUCCUACAAGGAGAAGCUGGAGAUGCUUCCGUCUAUUCAGAAGCUGCAUAAGAUGGGUUACAACCUGUUUGCCACCGCCGGUACCGCUGACUAUAUCAAGGAGCACGGCAUCCCCGUCAAGUAUUUGGAAGUUCUCAAUGGAGAGGAAGAAGAUCUCAAGUCCGAAUACUCCCUUACACAGCAUCUUGCCAACAACUUGAUUGACCUGUACAUCAACUUGCCAUCCAGCAACAGAUACCGUCGUCCUGCAAACUACAUGAGUAAGGGUUACAGGACCAGACGUAUGGCGGUUGAUUACCAAACUCCUCUGGUUACCAAUGUCAAGAAUGCAAAGAUCCUGAUUGAGGCACUUGCUCAACAGUUUGAACUCGAGGUUCUUACCAUUGACCAUCAAACCAGCCACCGUACAAUGGUGCUACCCGGUCUCAUCAACAUCGCCUCUUUCGUUCCGGGAUUGGUCACUUCGGGUUCAAAAGACUUUGAACAGGUGACCAAGGCCUCGGUUGCUGCAGGUUUUACCAUGAUUCGUGUCCUGCCCGUCGGCGUGGAUGCCUCUGUGACAGAUGCCGUUGCUUUGAAGGCAGCCCAACAAAACUCCAAGACUGGAUCUUACUGUGACUUCAACCUUUCUGUUGCCGCCACAGCUACCAACGCAGAACAGAUUGGUCAAGUCACUGGAGAAGUCGGAGCUCUUUUCAUUCCUUUCAACCACCUUUCCGGCAACAUUAACAAGGUUGCUGCCGUCACCAGCCAUUUUGGAGCCUGGCCCGCCACUAAACCCAUGAUUACUGAUGCCAAAGCCACCGAUCUUGCGUCAAUCCUUCUUUUGGCAAGCUUGCAUAACCGCAACGUUCACGUCGUGAACGUCUCUUCGAAGGAAGACAUCAACUUGAUUGCUUUGAGUAAGGAGAAGGGACUCAAGGUUACCUGCGAUGUUUCCAUCUACAGUCUCUUCCUCACACAGGAAGACUUCCCAGACUGCACUGUCUUGCCAACUGUUGAGGAUCAAAAUUCCCUCUGGGAACAUUUGAGCACCAUCGAUGUCUUCUCCAUUGGCACCAUUCCUUAUCAGCUUGCUGGAAAAGACGCUAGCCCUACUGUGGGUAUAGCCGAUGCACUGCCUUUGUUGCUCACUGCAGCUUCUCAAAACAAGCUGACCCUUGACGAUAUCACUACUCGUCUCCACGACAAUCCCAAGAGGAUCUUUGAGCUGCAUGACCAGCAAGACGCUUUUGUCGAGGUCGAGAUUGAUCGUCCAUAUGUCUUCAACAGUGGCAAUGUCUGGUCGCCAUUCAAUGGCAAGCCAAUGAAGGGUUCCGUCCAUCGUGUGGUCUUCCAGAACAAGACAUCUUGUCUUGAUGGCGAGAUUCAAAUUGAGGCCGCACAAGGUACAGAUAUGUCAACUCAUCGCAUUGUGCCACAGUCACCUUCAGUCAAGGCUUUCUCUCCACGAGUGCAGCCCAAGUUUGACGCUAUUGAGCGUCGCUUCUCGAGCAGCACUCCUGUGCGACCCUUCCGUUCAAAGGCGGCUGAUGCUGUUCCCAAUGUUCCUGAGCUAGGACCCCCGCUCUUCACUCCUUCUUCCCAGACAUCAACCUCUCUGCUUGAGCUUCUUUCACGCUCAAACUUCAAGCAGAAGCAUGUUAUCUCUGUCAACCAAUUCACCCGUUCAGAUCUUCACCUUCUCUUCACGGUUGCUCAGGAGAUGCGCAUUGGAGUUGAGAGACAGGGCGUCCUUGAUAUUCUCAAGGGCCGUGUUUUGUGCACAUUGUUCUACGAGCCUUCCACACGCACUUCGGCUUCUUUCGACGCAGCCAUGCAGCGUCUCGGAGGUCGUACUGUCGUGAUCUCUACUGAGCACUCUUCUACAAAGAAGGGUGAGACACUUCAAGACACCAUCCGCACCUUGGGUUGCUACGGAGAUGCAGUCGUUCUCCGUCACCCUGAUGAGAAGAGUGCUCACACUGCCGCCAAAUUCUCUACUGUGCCUAUCAUCAACGGUGGGAACGGUUCCCUUGAACACCCCACUCAGGCGUUCCUUGACCUUUUCACCAUCCGGGAAGAACUUGGUACUGUCACUGGCUUGACCAUUACCUUUGUUGGUGAUUUGAGAUACGGCCGCACCGUGCAUUCCUUGAUCAAGUUGCUCCAAUUCUACGAUGUCCGCGUUCAAUUGGUUGCUCCCAAGGCUCUUUCAUUGCCGGAAGAUGUACGCAAGUUGGUGGUCUCUUCUGGCCAGUUGGUCCGUGAAUCUGAGGAGCUCACUCCGGAGAUAAUCUCUCGCUCUGAUGUUCUCUAUUGCACUCGCGUGCAGAAAGAACGUUUCGCCGAUUUGGCGGAAUACGAAAGACUCAAGGACAGCUUCGUUGUUGACAACUCGGUCUUGAAACACGCAAAGAGCCAUAUGGUUGUUAUGCACCCAUUGCCCAGGAAUGCCGAGAUUGGGGAGGAGGUUGACUUUGACCAGAGAGCAGCCUACUUUAGACAGAUGCGUUAUGGUCUUUACUGCCGCAUGGCAUUGUUGGCUCUCAUUCUGGCGCCUUAA